Phascolarctos cinereus (koala) is the source of this 964-nucleotide messenger RNA. The record is from RefSeq and is a predicted model, not a curated record. Lineage: Eukaryota; Metazoa; Chordata; Mammalia; Diprotodontia; Phascolarctidae.
AAGUGCGUCACGGGUGACGCGGCAGCUCCAUCAUGGCGGCCCCGGAGGCCGCGGCCGCCGCCGCCCCCGGGCUGCUGGGCGUCCUGUGGCUCGUGUCCGUGACCGUGAGCGCGGGGCCGUGGGGGGCAGAGGCCGCCGCCGCGGGGGGCGACGAGACGGACAAGUGCGAGGACCUGAGAGUGGGACAAUAUUUUUGUAAAGAUCCUGAAAUAAAUGAGGCCACUCAGGAACCUGUUAACUGUACAAAUUACACAGCUCAUGCAUCAUGUUACCCAGCACCCAACAUAACUUGUAAGGAUUUUAGCGGCAACGAAACCCAUUUUACUGGAAAUGAAGUUGGUUUUUUCAAGACCAUACCUUGCCGUAAUGUAAACGGCUAUUCCUACCGCGUGGCAGUGGCGCUCUCUCUCUUCCUUGGCUGGUUGGGAGCAGACAGGUUUUACCUGGGAUACCCCGCUUUAGGUUUGCUAAAGUUUUGCACGGUGGGAUUUUGUGGAAUCGGCAGUCUGAUUGACUUCAUUCUCAUUUCAAUGCAGAUUGUCGGUCCUUCUGACGGCACCAGCUACAUUAUCGAUUAUUAUGGGACAAGACUCACAAGAUUGAGCAUCACCAAUGAGACGUUCAGAAAAACGCAGAAGUACCCCUAGACACUGAGGAGACGGCUCGAUGGUUUUGUGCCUCGUUGAUUUUAAGAGCGCUCCAGAACAUGCAUCCCAGGCUUUCUCAUCGUCCCUGUCCGCACAGCUCACUUCAUUUGCUUCCAUGUGAUUUUUACUGGAGAUUUUUUUAGAUGUUUUAUUCUGAGAUUUGGUUCACUCGAGACUUUCUCUGAGGCCUCUUGUCUCCCUUGGAGGGCUUUCUCACCCACCUGCCCGCCUUCCUGUCCCACCCCAAAUACCUUUUCCAUAGGCAAGUUGUGGCUUGUCAUUUUUCCUUCUUCAAAAUAAAGUAAUAGAAUAACUUC